This is a messenger RNA of Podarcis muralis (Common wall lizard), 4821 nucleotides long. RefSeq names its product collagen type VIII alpha 2 chain (gene COL8A2). NCBI's taxonomy places the organism in Eukaryota, Metazoa, Chordata, Lepidosauria, Squamata, Lacertidae. The record is from RefSeq and is a predicted model, not a curated record. Gene Ontology annotation, molecular function: protein binding.
CAUUCGCAGCCCUGGCUGGCUGGCUGUGCCCGGUCCUCCUCGCUCAUUCUUCUUCACCUCCUUCCUCCCUCCCUUUGCUCUAAGGUGCCUCUUGAAGCCCUCAGGAGCGGGGCAGCAGCUGCAGUUCCCAUGGAGUAGCAGGCUCUGCCCUCGAGAGCGACUUCGCAAGUCCCUGCCGGCCUCUCCUGCCCCCCCACUUGCCAGCCUGAGAGAGCCUCCCCCCACAUCUUCUCUCCACUCCCCCCACCCCAAGACCCUGCUCAUCAUCUGGAUUGACAGACAGACCAUCAGUCGUUGGCCGCUAUGCUGCUUUGAAGGAGUAUGACUCUAUGAUCUCGGUCUCCUGGCUUUUAGCAGAUCUUCAAAAGGAGCAAAGAUAUGCUGUGAAACUGGACUUCAGGUUUCUGCAAAACAUUUGCACUUGGUCUUGCCGCGCCAAGACUCCAGAGAGACUACCAACAAAGCCACGAUGCUCCAUGAAGUAACCCUGUGGCUGUUGCUGGUGGUUGGCAUCUCCACGGUGACUGGAGGGGGAGCUGGAGGUGGUUAUGGGCAGAUCAAAUACAUGCAGCCUGUGGUGAAAGGACCUCUCGGCCCUCCAUUUCGGGAAGGCAAAGGGCAGUACAUAGAUAUGCCACCACUGCUGCCGAUGGACCUGAAAGGAGAACCUGGACCUCCUGGAAAGCCUGGCCUAAGAGGACCUCCUGGCCCACCUGGCUACCCUGGGAAACCCGGCAUUGGCAAACCAGGGCUCCACGGCCAACCAGGCCCCGCAGGCCCGCCUGGCUUUUCUGGCAUUGGCAAACCAGGCAUCCCAGGGCUCCCUGGCAAGGCAGGUAUGAAAGGGAUGCCUGGAAUUAAUGGUGAGCCGGGCAUGAGAGGAGACCAAGGGCCACGAGGCUUGCCAGGCCCUCCAGGAGUGCCUGGACCAGCUGGCAUUUCUGUGAACGGAAAGCCAGGCGCAACAGGAAGCCCAGGCCUGCCAGGAUUCCGGGGGGAGCCUGGGGCCAAAGGAGAGCCCGGUCCCCGUGGCGAGCGUGGCAUGAAGGGUGAAAAUGGAGUUGGGAAGCCAGGGUUGAUAGGGCCGCGGGGAAACGGAGGCCCCCCAGGCCCUGCAGGACCUCCAGGGCCACAGGGAAUUGGGAAACCUGGACUUGAUGGGUUGCCUGGUGCUCCAGGUGGCAAAGGUGACCUGGGGCUUCCAGGAGAGCCAGGGCUCAUUGGGCAGCCUGGCCCUAUGGGCCCACGUGGCCCGCCAGGUGUGGAUGGAAUUGGUGUGCCGGGGGCAGCUGGCGUGCCUGGACUGCAAGGGCAUAUGGGCCCCAAGGGAGAACCUGGUCACCGUGGCCUCCCUGGCAUGCCUGGGCCUACAGGGUACGGGAAGCCUGGGCUGCCUGGCUUAAAGGGAGAUCGUGGGCAACCAGGUGUGCCAGGAAUCAGCGGAGAAAAAGGGGAGCCCGGAAUGGAUGGAGAGCCAGGUGAAAUGGGUCCCCCUGGUAUCACUGGGGCCCCUGGGAUUCCUGGCUCUAUGGGUAUGCCAGGUAAACAUGGCAUUCCAGGCCCUAAAGGUGAAGCUGGACCAAGUGGGCCUGCGGGGCUACCAGGUAUGCGUGGGGACCAAGGGCCUAGCGGUUUUGUGGGGAAGCCAGGGAUUCCUGGGGAGCGAGGAUUGCCUGGACCACAAGGGAUGCCUGGCCCAAUGGGCCCCAAGGGGGAAGGUGGAUUUGCUGGUCUCCCUGGGGUCCCAGGGAUUACAGGGCCCAUAGGCCCCAAGGGGGACGCUGGUAUUCCAGGGCAACCAGGCCUCAGAGGCUCAUCAGGGAUACCAGGUCUGCAAGGCCCUUCUGGUCCAAUGGGGCCCCAAGGUUUACCAGGACUGAAAGGAGAGCCUGGCCUCCCAGGCCAACCAGGAAAUGGCAAAGUAGGGGAGCCGGGUAUUGUGGGUCCCAGUGGGCCACCAGGGGUUCCAGGAAAUCCUGGAUUAAAUGGGCUUCCAGGACCACCAGGGCCACCUGGACCCCCAGGAGCCCCCGGGAUGUUUGAUGAGACAGGGAUUGCUGGCCUCCACUUGCCAAAUGGAGGUGUAGAGGGAGCAGUUCUGGGGAAUGGCAAGCCUGGGAAGCCGCAGUUUGGCCGAGGGGAACUAUCUGCCCAGAUGGUACCUGCCUUCACUGCCAUCUUAACAUCACCAUUCCCAGCCUCAGGAAUGCCAGUAAAAUUCGACAGGACUUUGUACAAUGGUCACAACGGCUAUAACCCAGUGACAGGAAUCUUCACUUGUCCCAUCUCUGGCAUCUAUUACUUUGCGUAUCACGUGCACGUUAAAGGAACUAAUGUCUGGGUGGCACUUUACAAAAACAACGUGCCUGCCACCUAUACCUACGAUGAAUACAAAAAAGGCUACUUGGACCAAGCUUCCGGUAGUGCAGUGCUUGAACUCAAAGAGAAUGACCAGGUCUGGAUCCAAAUGCCAUCGGAUCAGGCCAACGGUCUGUACUCCACUGAAUACAUCCAUUCAUCUUUUUCUGGAUUCCUUCUCUGCCCUACAUAACAGCUGUUGGGCACACCUCCUUUAAUCCACUGUAGCCAUAAACUUGUCCGUUAAAAAUAAAAUAAAAAACAGUGUCACUGGGAAGAUGGUGAAAACCAAUGGUGUGUGGAACCAUUUUGACCAAGCUGAGAAGAUAAUUUGAGAGAGAAAACUUUGCUGUUGUUUUCAGUACCAUCUUUGUAUUCAGAAUUUAGUUUACCCUAGUGACUGCACAUCGACCACAGAUGCUAACUUGAGGAUUAGCUGCCCGUCAAUUCUCUUAGGAUGCACGGAAGGCAUGUGAUGGACAGCAGCACUCGGGGAUCUGCAGGUUGUGUGACGUAUCAACUUAAGACAUCACCUUCCAAAUUUAGCAUUUGUUCACUUUUAAUCUUUCUGCUCUGAAAGUGUGAUUCAAGUCAGUCAAAUUGUGACAAAGUGAUGAAUUAUCAAAUUGUGGAAUGCUUUGCAUGAGCACCUUUUACACAAUGCUUAACACAUCUUUAAAUCAUGCCAUCAGAGGUAUAUGGGGAAAGGGAUGGCAAGUGAAACAUAUUCCAAAGCCAGAGACUUUUGUGAUCCUCUACAAAAACAGGACUCCCUAAAGUGCACAUGCUUGAUAGUCCCUAAGCAAAUCAAGUAGCUAAAUAUCCUUCACGAGUCAGCAGCCUAAAGAGAUAGUUCUAUGAACGCUGUUGUCUGACAAAACCAGUGUAAAGGCACUGCAGAUAUAGGUUCAGUUGCUACUAGCUUGACUUGUGUUAUCUUCAAAGUGCCAGUUAAGAGACCAUUUUUUUCAGGAUGUGUAAACUUAUUUGUUGUUCAGGGUGGUGGAAGUACCCAACCACCAUAAAAAUGUUGAUUUUUUUAAAAAAAAGUAGAUUUCAUGGUAACUUUCCAUUCAAUCAUUUCUACAACGGUGCUAUUAGCUACUUAAUGUUAUUCAGUAUAGUGCAAUAUCUAUUAAAAAGGUGCAAAGUGUUGUGUGCAAAGAUUUAUGUGAUUUUGGAAAAGAAUAAUUUGUCUUUUCUUACCACUUUCUCUCAAUAAUGCUUGAAAUGUCACCUGCCUUACAAGGUUAUUCACAGAUUUUGGGAUAACUGAUCAUGUGUACAGUGCUUUCAGAAGUGGUAACGCAUACCCUUAAAUUGCUGAAGAGUGAGCUCUCUCAUCUUGGAGAAAUAAUAUGCUGUUUUGGUGAUACCACAUAAAAAUAAGCAAGAGCCUCUUACUGUUUAGGCCUCUUAUGAAGAAAAUAGAUGGCAUUAAUCCAGUUCAUAGUUCAAAGAGCUUCUUUUCAAGUGUCCAGGAUGCCACCAAUACGGCGAGAGUGGCUUAGUUCAAUUUCCCAGGUUUAAUGUAGAUAAAGGUAUUUAAACAUUAAAAUGCAGUGAACUUUAAAUUUGUGAACAAGUAUUCUAGGGCGACAGUUGAGAGAGAAAAAAAUAAUCACAUUUUGGUUUGUAAAAAUAACUAACACUGAUAGAUGGAUGCUGGAGAAUUGAAAUUUAGGUCACCUGCUAUUUCAGUUGCGCUGCCAACUGCCUCUUCUUCUUUCCUUCAUUUAACUUAAACUUGUAUGAUUUAGACACAAGCAAAAGAAUAGGCCCAAGAUUUCUGAUUCCAUCUGAUGUUUUCUAAAUUCCUGGAGAGGACAAGAAUGCCAAAGGCACACUCUGCUUGCAAUAACAUCUUUGGUUUCACAUUGGGUCACCACAGGCUAAAACUGAAGAAGCCAAGUGCACACAUUUUCUACGUGCCUAAUAUUGGAAGAAGGCUUCCAAGAGACUGGUGCUCUAAAUUCAAGUCUAUUUUCCUGUGAAGUAGAAUAUUAAGCUUCCAUUUUUAACACCAUCAGAUCUAAGAAAAUGUGCUACUAUUUAAAAGUCAGAUUGGCAGAGAUUGAAAGUGUGGUGGAUAAGUACUCUAACAGCAGCAGAGAAUCACAUAAACCCCAGAAUUGCUCCUGGGUGUGUUGGUACACAAUUUAUUUAUACUGUGUUCUAACACAGAUAACCUCUUUUUUCAGCUCCUUUGGAGAUUCAACAUUUGUGAUCUGGCUGGUAAGACAGAAAACACAAUGACAAAAAGCACAUUUAUCUCCAAACUAAAUUGUUCUGUUUCAUGGGUGCUGUUCUGCAGCCUCACUCUUCUCUUCUCCCAUACAGGGCAUAACCCUUCUGCAUUUAUACAACUUUUUAAACUUCUUAAUAUAGAGGCUGUUAUUACACAUAGGAAAUGAAGUGUGGAAUGAAGAGGCUGAUUCGCAAGUCAUGAGUUAGCUUUUUUUU